AUGAUCUUGCGACUGGUGUUCGCAGAUUAUGACGAAGAAAGGGCUGAAUUAGAAUUACAUAUUCGGCUGCAUAUCAUCUGGACUGACUCAUUUCUCACGUGGAAACCGAGUGACUUCGAUGGGAUAGAAUCCAUGAGAGUGAAGACAAGUGAAAUAUGGAAACCCGAGAUAUAUUCGUUGAAUCCAAAAGAUGCGGAAAUGUCGGCAAUCCCCGAUUCAUUCUGCGCAUUGAACAACGACGGAAAAGUCAGUUGUAGACCGGCCAGAGUCUUCGUCGCCCCCUGCGAGUCUAAUUACACGCACUGGCCUUAUGAUACUCACAGGUGCACUAUAAAGAUCGGUGCGCCAACGUACACCAGUAAUGAAGUAUCCGCGGGAAAGGGAAAGUCCGGGAUUUUCGUCAGACACUACAAUAGCCACCCGCAGUGGAGAAUCUCCAUUGGAGAUGUCAGACACAGCACAACUAGAUCGAAGAUAUCUAAGGGGAAUACUUUCGAGAAUAUUGGGGUGUCGUUCCUGCUGAACAGACCGUACACGUCGCUCAAGGGCGUCAUGAUUUCUCCAGCGAUAAUUCUGACUGUUGUGACACUAACUGCUCUCUGGCUGAGACCAGGCUCCACCGAACGCCUGGUCCUGUCUUGCCUCAACCUCCUAGGGCAUUUGUUCACUCUUCGCAACGUUCACUUCAGCAUGCCUGACACUGGAACAACAGUUCCAAACAUCUUGAUCUUCUACACGAAUUCCCUCGUCCUCUCGACGAUCGCAUUGGUACUGACCUGCUGGCUUCAGAGGCUCCUCGAGGCUGAACGAGAAGUGCCCGCUUGGGUGGCUAGACCGGUCUCAGCCAUCCUCUCGAGCACACCUGGACAAUUCUUCUCGAUGGGCCUCAUGGAACCCAGAGCUGCUGCUCUCCUCACAGAUGACGAUGACACCAGCAGUCUUGUGGAUUGCGAAUCGAAGAAAACUAAUUGGGAGAGCGUUGUUACUGUCAUCGGCUGGAUUUCCUUCGCCAGUUUUAUUUUUGUUUAUGUCGUUAUGGCUGCUGUUCUGCUUCGAUAAGUUUUGAAGGGGAAUUCUGUAGGAGUUCGGGUUUUGCACAAUUUUUUUUCAUUAUUAUUUUAUACUAUUAAUAACUUUUUGAAUAAUUUUGGGAUUUUUUUUAUCAAGCGACAGCUCCACUGAAAUUUCAAGAAGUUUCGUAAUUGAAAACUCUAUUCUAUGAAAAUAAACGAAAACGGUGAAAUUUCAGGUACUUAUAUUGUUGAAUUGUGGAUGAAUUGAAAGUUCAGUGUAAUUUAUUCAUAAAAUUGAUGUUUUGUUCUUUAAACAACUACUAAAUAAUUGGGAAUUCUAUGAUUUUUGCCCUUCUAAAUCAGAUUUUAAGUGAAUCUCCAAAAAAUUAGUACUAAAAUGUCCAUUAAAUUUCAAUUUUAUUCUAACUAUGAA
Molecule: messenger RNA, 1446 nt
Organism: Diachasma alloeum
Lineage: Eukaryota; Metazoa; Arthropoda; Insecta; Hymenoptera; Braconidae
Product: acetylcholine receptor subunit beta
Exons: 6
Coding region: 1-1059 (352 amino acids)
Biological process (GO): chemical synaptic transmission; regulation of membrane potential; monoatomic ion transmembrane transport
Cellular component (GO): synapse; neuron projection; membrane
Molecular function (GO): neurotransmitter receptor activity; extracellular ligand-gated monoatomic ion channel activity; transmembrane signaling receptor activity
Source: RefSeq, a predicted model, not a curated record